Hermetia illucens (black soldier fly) is the source of this 1451-nucleotide messenger RNA. It is a transcript of the gene AsnRS-m, whose product is annotated as probable asparagine--tRNA ligase, mitochondrial. The transcript has 3 exons. Gene Ontology annotation, cellular component: mitochondrion. Gene Ontology annotation, molecular function: ATP binding; asparagine-tRNA ligase activity; nucleic acid binding. Gene Ontology annotation, biological process: asparaginyl-tRNA aminoacylation. The record is from RefSeq and is a predicted model, not a curated record. NCBI's taxonomy places the organism in Eukaryota, Metazoa, Arthropoda, Insecta, Diptera, Stratiomyidae.
AUGCGGAGAAUUAGUUAUGGUCAAGGUAAUUUUUCCAUUCUUUCGUUCUCAUGGAAAGUGUUUCACUUAUUUGCGUCAAUUUAGGGUUGGAUACAAAACAUCCGAAAGAUGAAAAAGAAUUUAUUUCUUGAUAUAAAUGAUGGCUCUUCAAGCAAAUGCCUUCAGGUAGUUACGGAACGUAGUGAUUCAAUGAAGCCUGCAGUAGGAGACUCAGUCGAAGUACUUGGUGAAGUGAGCCAAGCACCCCAGGGCAACGCCGAAAUAAAAGCAACCACACUGAAUAUAUUAUGUAAAUGUGAUAUCAAGGACGGAUAUCCCUUCACCCCACGUCAAGUUCAUCCUCCUGAAUACGUUAGGGAGUACUUGCAUUUAAGGCCGAAGGUAGACAAAUUCGCUGCUGUUUUGCGAGUUCGUCACUGGGCAACGAAAUAUAUCAACGAUUAUUUUAUAGACCGCGACUUUUUACACAUCCACACUCCUGUUUUAACAUCAAACGACUGUGAAGGGGCUGGUGAGGUGUUUCUAGUAAGGCCUGACAAUGAGCAACUCCUAAAAUCUAUGGCGAAAGAGGGCACAUCCCCCGAUGAGGCUUAUUUCGAUAGAAAGGUUUACCUGUCUGUAUCAGGACAACUUGCGCUUGAAGCCGCAACUCAGGGAAUGGGGAAUGUUUACACUUUUAUGCCAGCUUUUCGUGCUGAAAAUUCAAAAUCACCCUUGCAUAUCUCGGAGUUUCAGAUGCUCGAAGCAGAGCUAGCAUUUAUUUCCGAUAUCGUUGAUCUGACGACAUUCAUUGAAGAUCUGCUGAAGACUGUAACGACACAAGUCCUGAACAAAUGUGCAAUGGAUGCAGACGUUUGUAAAGCGACUAAUGCUGAAAAAGAUGUUGAUUUAAAAACACUUCUUGAGAAAAAGUGGAUAAUUUUAACGUACGACGACGCUAUUGAGAUUUUGAAGCGACACAAAGAUGACUUAAAACAGGAGCUGAAAUACGAAGAGGGACUUUCGAAAGAACAUGAACUGUUUCUAGUGAAACAUCUGAAUAGUCCAGUUUUCGUUACACAAUGGCCGAAAUCAAUGAAACCGUUUUAUAUGAAAAUUUCUGAAAUUGAUUCAACGAAGGUUGACGCUAUUGAUCUACUUAUGCCCCAGGUCGGUGAGUUAGUUGGGGGGAGUUUGCGUGAAGCCAAUUACGAUCGUAUAGUGUCGUGUAUUCCGCCGGCAUUGCAAUGGUAUGCAGAUUUACGGAAAUUCGGCUAUGUACCAACUGGAGGCUUUGGUAUAGGAUUUGAAAGAUUUGUGCAGUUGUUAACAGGUGUACGAAAUAUACGGGACGUAGCACCUUUUCCACGUUGGCCACAUAGUUGUAAUAUGUAAUUUUAUAAAUAUAUUAAUUUUAGUACUGCAGAAUGGUUGUUGUAUUGUGAAAGUUUUAAUAAAAUUAUUGAUUGUUA